Oncorhynchus keta (chum salmon) is the source of this 1911-nucleotide messenger RNA. Its product is annotated as rab11 family-interacting protein 5-like. Bases 838 to 1911 code for a protein of 357 amino acids. Gene Ontology annotation, molecular function: small GTPase binding. Gene Ontology annotation, biological process: regulated exocytosis. Gene Ontology annotation, cellular component: secretory granule; early endosome; phagocytic vesicle. The record is from RefSeq and is a predicted model, not a curated record. The transcript is spliced from 2 exons. Lineage: Eukaryota; Metazoa; Chordata; Actinopteri; Salmoniformes; Salmonidae.
UCCAGCUCUGUGUCCUCAUCCUGUUCUUUGAUUUUCUUAUUUGCAAACUGAACAAAUGUGUCUGUAGCUGCCUUAAAUGGUGUCAAAGUCUCUUGACAUGCCUUUCAGGGUUUCCUGUGUAGCCACAACCAUUCGAUGGGCAGACAGGAUGUCCAUCCAACUUGUUUGCAGGUAUUUGGACAGUGGUGAUGUGUUCUCAAAUAUCCAAAGAAAUAUUUGAGCUGUCAGUAUCGUCUGAUACCUGAGAAGUGCCUCAGAAGGUAGGUUGAUACAUGAUUUCGCCUGGCCCAGAAAAAGUUGAGUUGCGUCUAGACACCCGUUGGCCCUCUAUGAUAGGCUCCAGGGGAGUUCACAUUUAAAAAAUUCCGAUGUCUUCAGAUGUCUGACAGGCAGACAGCUGUGCCUAUAUUAACCCCUGCUGUACCAAACUAAAUGCUAGACUGGAAGCAAGGGUAAAUAAUGUGAAAGUUGAGAUAAAUGCAAGAGAUGAUUUGGACAGCAACAUGAACAUGAUAGUCUUAUGGAGGCCCAGUGAUAAUUUGAAAUGGAACUCUUAACAGGCAUGGUGUGCCUGCGUCGGCCAAUACAGCACAGCUUAGAAUGCUGCUCAUCCAAUCAGCAUUCGGGAUCCAAACAACACGUUUUAUAAUAUAAAAUAUGCGUUUAAGUUGCAUGAAAAUGCAUGUGUGGAGCGCUGGGGAUGGUUGAUGCCUUACAGUCUCCUCUCACUGUGGGUCCAGAUGGCUCAAACUCAACUCCAAGGCCGGCCGGAAUGAGAAGGAGCGCGGCGAGAUCCAGGUGACGGUCCAGUUCACCCGCAACAACCUGACAGCCAGCAUGUUCGACCUAACCAUGAAGGACAAGCCACGGUCUGCCUUCGGCAAACUUAAGGACCGUGUGACGGGGAGGAAGAUCGGCGACAUGGAGUCCUCAUCAGCCAUCGUGCCGGGACGCUUCGCCGCCCUGUCAGGUUCCCUAGGAAAACCAUUCCGAGAGGGGGACCGAGGGGAAGGGGGAGAGGACCCCGUGGAGGUAGCCGAGGAGAAGCAGAGCAAGGUGAAGGAUUUCUUCAAGGGGAAGGGAAAGCUGAGGAGUUCGUCCGACACAAGGUCGUGCUCGUCGCUGGCCUCAGAGAGCAGCAUGUUGUCCUUGACCAGUGAGAGACCCUGUCCCCCUCCUCUGGACCUAGGCAUCCUGGUGGACCCUUCCAGUCCCCCCAGCUCCCCCAUCUACAGCAACAAGGUCAAAGUUGACACCCACCACAGAGACACAGACCUAGCUAAAAAAGUGCUCAACAACACACAAUCUUCCCCAAAGAUACUGACUCACAAUCGAUCCCUCAGCGAUGAGGCAAGUAGGAUCACCACUACUGCCGUUCCCCAGCCCUGUCCUGCAGUGGAAUCCCUCAAAGGUCAGGGUAUGACUCCCUCCCAAUCCCCUCUGUGCAGCAACGGAAGCCACAUCUACGGAUCCGAACCAGUGGGUCCCAAGGGCUCAGACACCCUCCCAUCCAAGCUGGUCCUCCUUGAGAAGUGCUCCCCCCUCUAUUGUUCGCUGCAGAACCUCACAAAGCAGAGCGAGGACAAUGGUUCAGCCGGUGAGGGACGGUGCUGGUCCUUCGACAAGGUGAAUAAGGAAGAUGAGUACGUGGAGGAGGCCGAACCUCAUGUCUCCCAGGUUCAAAGCGCACAGGUGGGGGGUCGUCCUGUGCUGGCAGCUGCCUCAAUGCUGUCUUCCACCACCACGGUGGACUCAGCAGACAAAAGGAAAAAGCUCAGAAAGUCGUUAUUCUCCGGAGGGAAGAGUGAUUCUCUACCUGCCAAGUUGGCGCCAAGCCAGGGUUGUCCUCUCACCGAGGGGAGACUGCGAGGUUGGUUUGGCUCCUGUGACUCCCAGAACAAGCCAAGGUGA